Rhopilema esculentum is the source of this 1768-nucleotide messenger RNA. The record is from RefSeq and is a predicted model, not a curated record. NCBI's taxonomy places the organism in Eukaryota, Metazoa, Cnidaria, Scyphozoa, Rhizostomeae, Rhizostomatidae.
AACGCUGCUGGAUUUUACGUAAUUCCUUUGAAAUAUCUUGUAAUCGUCACGGUUGUUAAGAAAACUGUUUAUCGUAUCUAAGCAUUCUAUUUUGGACAUGUAAACCUUAACUUGUAUAAAAGGGGGAGCUGAAGAUGCAGAGACAGAUGUGAGCGGGGAGCUCUGAGGCCGGUCAGAAGGGUAUUUUCUGAGAACGUUGGCUUGAGUCCCUUUACCUUAUUUACAUUAGUAUUUAAUAUUAUACUUUCACAUUGAUAACUUCAGUAUUUUAUCUUCUCUAUAUUUUGUGUUACAUUCCUGAAACUACUGGGCGUGGUUGGGUGUGACAUAACUGGUGACAGGAGUGGGAUCCAGAAUUUCUAGUUUAGAUGUCACAGCGCAGGAAUUCCAUAGACGCUGGUUACGCAGCAUCUGAAGAAACACGGGAAAUCAACGAACCGUUCGGGAGAAGACCAGUAACAAGAAGUCAGGCAGCAAGUGAGGCUCAAGUCAGACGUCGCAGUGAUAUAACAGUGAUGCUUUCCUCUCCAAGCAGACAGGAAGCUCAGCAAGGGAGUCCAAGAUCACCUGAAACAUCACAGUAUUCUGAGGGAACGAGGAGAAACACUAAGCGAUCGAUUGUGGACAUCCAAUACUUUGCGGGACGUCGAAGUGAUGAUGUAAAUGAUUGGUUGGAGCACUGGGAACUUGCGGCCAGAGUAAACGAUUGGGAUGCAGAAGAUGAGCUGCGGAGACUUCCACUCUACUUAAAGGACAAUGCUCGAAGGUGGUUCGCAAGACAGAGUGAAGAGUUAAAAGGAAACUUAGAUCAGUUAAAAAACAGGUUAGAAGACUAUUUCAACAAUGAAGACAUGCGCCUGUUAGCAAGAGGAGCUUUGGCGGAAAGAAAGCAGAGGCCACGAGAAAGCGUGAAUGAAUAUGCUGAGGCUGUCGAAACAUUGGCCAGGAAAGGUUUCCCAGCAGACCGAUUCAACGAAGCGGCAUGUGAAGCCUUCAUCAAUGGCCUAAAGCCUGAAAUAAAGCAGUGGUUAUGGGGAAGAAGAUUGAAGGAGUUUGAGGACGCUGUCCUCGAAGCACAAACGCGGGAGAUGUUUUUGGAUUCAGAGUCUAUGCCAAGGAAAACAAGAAUUCUGGCAGCCUUAGAAGAAAUGCUUCACGAAGACUCCGAGGGUGAAGACUACAGAAUUUCAGCUCACAAGCAAAGAAAACAAACAAUGGCUCCGGUGGAAAAACAACAAACUCAGGGCAAUGAUUUGAAUUCUAUAUGGAAGGCUAUUGGUCAACUUACGGAAGAUGUUAGAAGAUUGGCUGCUACAAAUUCAACUUCCGUCGCAGCACAGUAUGCAACAAAGCCAAGAAUUGCCAAAUGUUGGAUAUGUGGGAAGCCGGGCCAUGUGAAAAGAAGUUGUCCUGAAGCGAAAAGGCAGAACAGGGAGAAUGGGGGAGACUGACUAGCCGUUGGAUCAGCUGGUGAGAAAAAGAGGGAACUCUCAUCAGAUCAAACCUUGCCCUCCUGUAACUACAAACAAAUACAAUUAUUUGCAUUGGACAAUGAUGACAUACAUGAGCAACGUUUGGUGAGAGAAGGUGCAUGGGUAUCUGGAAAAAUAAAUGGUUUUCCUGUGGACUUCAUGCUGGAUACUGGAGCAGCGGUGACGGUGGUGAGCAAAGAAGUUUUUGACCAGGCUUUUCCCAAGGCCAAUCUACAAGAAUCAAAUGUACAACUCGUUUCAGCUAGUGGUGACCCUUUGAAAGUGAUUGGAAAGAC